Penicillium waksmanii is the source of this 213-nucleotide messenger RNA. RefSeq lists its product as uncharacterized. Lineage: Eukaryota; Fungi; Ascomycota; Eurotiomycetes; Eurotiales; Aspergillaceae. The transcript is spliced from 2 exons. The record is from RefSeq and is a predicted model, not a curated record. The coding region runs from base 1 to 213 and encodes 70 amino acids.
AUGUCUCGAUGGUUCUGCACUAUCCAAGGGCUCAACAACUCGUAUACGACAUUAUACCGCGAGUUCCAGACACCGACGACUGUUACUUCGAUGGCUGUUCAAGUGGUCUUAGCCAAUCUCGAGGAGAGACACCUAGCCCCUGCGGAUAAGAAAGCGAAGCCAGAGAUGACACAGGCCGAGAGACAGAAGAAGGAGGAGAGGAACCACACUUAG